UCCGUUUGUUGUACACUUUCUUCGUAUUUGAAACAAGUCGCGGACAAUGACGACCUUACCGGGAACCGUGCCGCGGAUGAUGCGCCCGGCCUCUGGACAGAACUACCCAAGGACCGGCUUCCCACUGGAAGUGUCCACACCUUUAGGCCAGGGCCGAGUCAAUCAGCUGGGGGGCGUCUUCAUUAACGGUCGGCCCCUGCCCAACCACAUCCGGCACAAGAUCGUCGAGAUGGCCCACCACGGGAUCCGACCCUGCGUCAUCUCCCGACAGCUGCGGGUCUCCCACGGCUGCGUGUCCAAGAUCCUGUGCCGCUACCAGGAGACCGGCUCCAUCCGGCCCGGGGCCAUUGGAGGCAGCAAGCCCAGGCAGGUCGCAACGCCCGACGUGGAGAAGAGAAUCGAACAAUACAAGAGCGACAGCCCGGGAAUAUUCAGCUGGGAGAUCCGAGAUAAGAUGCUCAAGGACGGCGUGUGCGACAGGAGCAGCGUCCCUUCAGUGAGUUCCAUCAGUCGAAUACUGAGAGCUCGUUUUGGGAAGAAGGACGAGGACGACGACGAGUGCUUCAAAAAGGACGAAGAGGAGGACAAGAAAACCAAGCACAGCAUCGAUGGCAUCUUAAGAGACAAAGGCAGUCGAAUGGAUGAAGUGUCAGAUGUGGAGUCGGAGCCUGAUCUUCCCCUCAAGAGGAAGCAGCGCAGGAGUCGCACCACGUUUACAGCCGAGCAGCUGGAAGAACUGGAGAAGGCUUUCGAAAGAACCCACUACCCUGAUAUUUACACAAGGGAGGAGCUGGCCCAGAUGACCAAACUCACUGAGGCACGGGUGCAGGUGUGGUUCAGCAAUCGCAGGGCCAGAUGGCGAAAACAAGCAGGAGCCAAUCAGCUAACAGCUUUCAACCCUCUGUUGCCGAGCGGAUUUCCCCCCACAGGGAUGCCAACACUUCCUACAUACCAACUGGCAGACUCCAGCUACCCAAGCAAUAUUUUGUCCCAAGAUGGCGGAGGUACAGUUCACCGGCCCCAACCGCUACCUCCGUCCACUAUGCACCAGAGUGGUCUAUCCGGAAAUGACAGCUGUUCCACCUAUGGUUUAGCUUCGAAUCGCCACGGGUUUUCUGGCUACUCUGACACCUUCAUGACAUCUGCACCGAGCAGCCACGUCAACCCGGUCAGCACUGGGCUUUCCCCGCAGGUGAUGAGCAUCCUGAGUAACCCGAGUGGCGUUUCGUCCCAAGCCCAGCACGACUUUUCGGUGUCGCCGCUCCACGGCAUGUUGGAAGCCCCUCCACCCAACGCCGUGUCGGCCCCCGGCAGCCAGCGUUCCACGGAGGCCUCCAGUAAGACGGCGGACAGCCUUUCGUCUUCCCAGUCCUACUGUCCCCCAACGUACAGCGCUACCAACUACAGCGUGGACCCGGCUGUGGCUGCCGUGGGAUACCAGUACACUCAGUAUGGCCAGACUGCUAUGAAUUGUCUGGCCAAGAACGUGGGCCUGUCCAGCCAGCGCAGGGUGAAGCUGUCCGACCAUUCGGGUGUUUUGGGACUCCUGCAGGUGGAGACGGGUCAGGCUUAUUAGUCCUAAUGUGACCUCAUCAGCACAACAACACCUGCAAUACUAUCACCUUCAUUAUACCGUUAUGUCAAGAGAAUAAAUGUGAGCUACACAUGCAAUCAUUUUGUUUGAUGUUCUGACAUUUAAGUUCACAAGUCCAAGUACCAGCUUUUGUCAUUUGGAACGGGAACAUUUCAGCAAAUCUUUACAUUUUAGUAUAUAUUCAAACAUAUUUUUAAGUUGUUCCAUGAAGCCAUAGUGGCAUUUGUAAAUGGCUGUGGAACAGCUUCUAACAAGUGGAGGUUUUGUUUUUUUUGGUGAACAAAAUACUUUGCUCAGUUACAAUCAAUGGGACGGACGCAUACUUGGUGUCCACAAAUUUGAAUUUGGAAUUGUCAAAUAACUGGAAAUGCAACCAAUAAUUGAUAGGAUGAGAUUAUAUAUAUAUAUAUAUAUAUAUAUAUAUAUAUAUAUAUAUAUAUAUAUAAAUAACAUUUGGGGAAUUUGAAACACAUUCAACUCACAUGGACAUCCUUGUUUUGGUUUUUAAUUUUAAUAAUCAUCUUUAGGUACCUGAAUAUCAGUAUAAUACUCUGUGUCAAAUUAUUGUUAAAAAAUGUAUAUCUUUGUAAUAUAUUGUCAUCUUAUUAAGAAAUGUCAUGUCAAAUUUUUACGUUUUUUUUAAAUGUUUUUAUGUGAGAUACAUCAAAUGUAGUUGUCAAAAAGACACUACAAAUUUUCCAUUUUGGACAUGAUUACAUUCUCGUGAAGAAAAAAGCAGAUGAAAUUUGCAUUAUGAUUAUUAUGGUGGUUAAAACCACAUUGGCUUGUCUCAACUGGGUCCUUUGUAAUUCAUCCUCAAGUUAUUUCUUCAGUGUUGACAUUGACGCAUUUUGUGUGGAUCAAACAGACAUCAAUUGUCUUCUGUAACUAU
Messenger RNA from Phycodurus eques (leafy seadragon), 2486 nucleotides. Its product is annotated as paired box protein Pax-7-like. Gene Ontology annotation, biological process: anatomical structure development; regulation of transcription by RNA polymerase II. The coding region runs from base 47 to 1576 and encodes 509 amino acids. The transcript is spliced from 9 exons. Gene Ontology annotation, molecular function: RNA polymerase II cis-regulatory region sequence-specific DNA binding; DNA-binding transcription factor activity, RNA polymerase II-specific. The record is from RefSeq and is a predicted model, not a curated record. NCBI's taxonomy places the organism in Eukaryota, Metazoa, Chordata, Actinopteri, Syngnathiformes, Syngnathidae.